GCGGACUGAAUGUUAGCGGAAAUUUCAAAAUGGCGUCUGCUGUUGGAAAAAGAAGCAAAGGCGGUGGGAAGGAAAGAGGUUCUCCAAAGGUCGCCAGGUCUGUUAACAUCUCUACAGCAAUGGACUCCACUGUGGCUGACCAGGAUGAGAGUUAUGCAGUAGAAAAUGGCAGCCCAGAUUUACCUACCAUCAAUGAAAGACUUGGUCAACUUCGUCCUUCAAGAGAAUUGCUUGAAUAUUACCGAAAAAAGAUUGCCGAAUAUGACGAGGAACACGACUUUAUGGUCAGCAAAUUAGAAGAGUACAAAAUCACCUACGAGGAACAGCAUAAGUUACAAUGGGAGCUCCGACAGAGGGAGGAGGAGAUCGUGGAGCUACAGAAGGCCCUCAGUGAUAUGCAGAUUUACCUGUUCCAGGAAAGGGAACAUGUGCUACGAUUGUACGCGGAGAACGACCGAUUAAAGAUACGAGAGCUAGAAGACAAGAAAAAGAUCCAGCAGCUGCUGAGUCUCAGUGGUACCAUAGAGAGUGAGAUCACCUACUUUCUCAAAGAGCCACCAGCCAAGGCCAUUGUUGAACAAAAAACCAAGAACCGCCCACAAAGUGCUGCAGAGAUCAGGCAAAACAGAGGUCUGAAAAAGAAGCAGCUUCCUUUAUCAGAGAGGAGACAGUCUAUGUCACCAAACCCAGAGGAGAAAUACAAACAUGACAACGAGGUGCUAGCCCUACAAGUCGAGGCUCUACAAGCCCAGCUCCAGGAGCAAACCAAGAUUGCCAAGGAGCAGACGGAGGCCUUGACUGAGGACCGCAAGGUUAAGGAGGAAGAAAUGACCACACGACAGCAGAGAGACGAAGCCAAAAUACAUACUCUUACAGAGAAACUGCAUAAAACACAAGACCUGUUAUACGAGAGCACGAAGGACUUCCUAGAGCUGAGGUACCAGGGCAGGGCCAAUGAGAGACAGUGGAUGGCUGAGAAAGAUUGCCUUCUCAGGGAGAUGGACGGCUUCAAGCAGCAGCUCAAUAUAUCUAAGGAAUCUGUCUUGAAUGUGACAGAUGGCGGCACAUACGAAGGCAGAGCUCAUUACAUAGAAGAAACUAAGGCACUUGAGUACCAGCUGCAACAGUCGCAAAAGCUGGCAGAGAUGUACCGGGAACAGGUGAUACAGUUAGAGGAUGAGUUGUCGCGGAUACGGGAGGAAGGGGACGUAACUAGGGAGGUCUUCAAGGGUCGCAGUGAUAAGAUGACAAAGAGGCUGACGAUGAUGAACCAACGGUACCAGGACCUCGAGCGCAGGAGGAACCUUGAAGUGGAGGGUUUCAAAAAUGACAUCAAAAAUCUGCGAUCCAGGCUGAAGGAUGUAGAAAGGCAACUGUACAAAGUAACAAUGGGCUUCGCCGAGGACAUGGAUAUGAAACGUCCUGAUGAUAUUGACAUGCAGAUCUUAAGGAAUGUACACGCCACUGCUGGACGAUCGAAGAAAAUUGUUGGAGAACUGAAAAACCUCAAAGCCAAAAUGUACGGCAUUGAAAACAACUUAAAGCAUCUGUGAUAUAUUGGAUCGUUAGAUUGUGAGAAAAAUGUGAGUAAGAAUGCGCAAGUAGGAAAUAUUUGGGAUGAGAGUGUUUUGUGUUUGUAAAUGGGAAUGAUUGCAGCGAUCAUUGAGAGAGAAAACAGUUUUUCCCACAUGCUCCCCUUCAGAAGCAAUUUUUCUUCACGUGGAGUUGUGUACUUUGUGAGGCGUUUAAAAUUUGAUUUGCUCUGAUGCAUUUGUAUUAACACAUCCCAGUGGACUUAGCUUUGAUCAGGUUAUCUCCCUUCUUCUUUAAUGUUUUAUGCAAUGUUCAAUGGGGUCUGUGUGGAAGAGAAACUGGAAUCAUGAGUUUAUUUAUUGUCAAAAACUUGUGAAUGUCUGUGUAGACCUAACUCAGGAUGAAUCAAUGUCUUGUCUCUUAAACAUUCCAUAUCAGUGAUUAACCCUUUCACCCCUAGGUAACUUUAGUAGACUCUACCAUCCAUUUAUCUGGAUGAGUCCAUUGUGGUCCACAGUGGUGAAAGGGUUUGGGGGAUUUACAAACUGUUGUUGUGGAAACUAACAGUUGUUCAGAUGUGGUUGACUACACUUACCAUAUUGAGUCUAAAAAACAACAUGGCCCCAGUUUCUCAAAUGUUGGUUUAGACAUUAAUCAGUGGAUAGUGAAAAUUCAAAUUGUCAAAAGGGCUUCUGAAGUUAAAAAAAGUCCUCAAAGCACAUCGUAAGUCUUAUCUGUCUCAACAAAUGUGUACCAGUGAAAAGAUAUCAAGAUGCUCUAGAUUUUGUUGUAUUCAUAUUAGAGUUUAUUCCUAACCACUGGUUAUCUCAAACUCAGCUUUGUGCAACUGGAGUAUUCCGUCUUUUCGUAUUGCAGAGUUAUCUGCUCUUGUGAGCAGGUAUUAAUUGUUACGUCAUUUGUUUGUGAGAGUAACAUCAAUUUUUGAGAAAAUGACGUAAUUUUCUCACAGAACCCAAUGACGUAACAAUCAAUACCUGCUCACAAGAGAAGAUAACUCUGCAAUACGCAGACGGAAUAGGUGCCUAGCAGUUUGGGAAAAUUAGGAUGAGUGCAGGGUCUUCCAAAAUUCUCCAAAAAUAGUCCUGUUUUACACUUUGAAGCAUAUGAAAAUUUUGGAAUGGUGAAAAGAAAGACUGUUGUAAAGGAGGGCCAUUAAUAGAUAAGAUAUGUUACAAAGUAGUUUGGUUGUCAUCCUAGCAGUAACUAUGUUAGCUGGUAUCAGCCAGUAGUCCCACUACUGAACACCUAAGUAACAGGUGGUAGAUACAGAUUGUGAUCCUGUAUCUAAUGUGAAUCUCCUACUUGGCUAUUAUAGAAUCAUUGUCCGUCCAUUCUAGCUAUAGCAGCAUCUUAUAAGAUGCGGACCGAUAUUUGUAAAACAUGCAUGCACACCAUUAGUACACACUGUAGACAUUGGUGCAUGUAUGGUCUAUAUGUAUAGGUAAAUGAACGUUUAUCCCUGUAAAUUGUUUGUAUCAUAGAUUUGUACACUUGAUAAUGUAUUUAUAGAAAUUAUAUCAUGUAUGUAGAGAUUCUGGUAAUAACUACGAUGACAAAAUAAAAUCUAAAUCUUAUUACAA
Molecule: messenger RNA, 3134 nt
Organism: Mizuhopecten yessoensis (Yesso scallop)
Lineage: Eukaryota; Metazoa; Mollusca; Bivalvia; Pectinida; Pectinidae
Product: coiled-coil domain-containing protein 77-like
Exons: 10
Coding region: 30-1553 (507 amino acids)
Cellular component (GO): centrosome
Source: RefSeq, a predicted model, not a curated record